This is a messenger RNA of Salvia hispanica, 1759 nucleotides long. RefSeq names its product winged-helix DNA-binding transcription factor family protein (gene AT-HSFA5). NCBI's taxonomy places the organism in Eukaryota, Viridiplantae, Streptophyta, Magnoliopsida, Lamiales, Lamiaceae. The record is from RefSeq and is a predicted model, not a curated record. Gene Ontology annotation, biological process: regulation of transcription by RNA polymerase II; cellular response to heat. Gene Ontology annotation, cellular component: nucleus. Gene Ontology annotation, molecular function: RNA polymerase II cis-regulatory region sequence-specific DNA binding; DNA-binding transcription factor activity.
GGAAAGAAUAAUUAAUUAGUGCUUACUUUGUUUGUAGAUUAACGCGUAAUCCAUAGUUUCUAAAAUCUAAACAACUCCAAUUCCGUAUCCUUCAAAAAUCCAGUCAACUAAAUAGUUUAUCAGAAAUUCCCCAAUUCUUGCCUCUAAAUGGACGGAGGAGCUUCCGGCGGCGGCGGCGGCGGUCCGGCGCCUUUCCUGCUGAAGACGUAUGAAAUGGUGGACGACUCCUCGACCGAUGCGAUCGUAUCAUGGAGCGGGAGCAGGAAGAGCUUCGUCGUUUGGAAUCCACCGGAAUUCGCCCGCCUCCUUCUCCCUUCUUACUUCAAGCACAACAAUUUCUCCAGCUUCAUUCGCCAGCUCAACACCUACGGAUUCAGGAAGAUUGAUCCGGAGAGAUGGGAGUUUGCUAACGAUGAUUUCGUCAAGGAUCAGAAGCAUCUUCUUAAGAAUAUACAUCGUCGAAAGCCUAUCCACAGCCAUAGUCAGCCUCAAGGUUCAGUUGAUCCUGAAAGAGCGACAUAUGAGGAAGAAAUUGAUAAGUUGUCGCGCGAGAAGGCUGCUCUUGAAGGAAACUUAUUGGGAUUCAAGGAGCAGCACUCUGCAGCUAAGGUGCAUUUGGAAGACUUAACGCAGCAUAUAGGUAGCAUGGAGCAGAGACAGGAAAAACUACUAAGCUACCUGAAUAAGUCGCUUCGAAAUCCUGAGUUUGUUGAACGACUUGCUCAGAAGCUUGAGUCGAUGGAUUUUUCAGCGUAUAAUAAGAAGAGGAGGCUCCCCCAGUCCGAUGAUGUGCAAUCGAUCCAGGAGACUGUUUCAGUGGACAAUGAGAGCAGCUGCAGGCCCGAGUUCGAUUGUACAGAACAAGACCGAGACUUCUGCAAUACGCUCAGGCUAGAGUUAUCGACAGCUAUUUCUGAUGUCAACCUGCUUUCACAUAGCACACAGAGCUCAAACGAAGAUGGGAUAAGUCCUCAAGGGAGAAUCGAGGGAUGGCCAAGAGACAUGCAUACGAGAACAGAGGGUUUCAUAUGCCCCCCUGAAACGUUGGAGCUAUCAGAUACCGGGGCUUCUUUAGAUCUACACAUGGAUUCGUCUUUGUCAUGCACAGUGGGACCCAAAAGCCCGAAACUGCACUCAUUGCAUAAUAGCUCAACUUCAAAUGAUCAGGGUGAUGCUCACCUGUCCUGCCUGUUGAACCUCUCUCUUGCUUCGUCUCAUCUGGAGCUCAAUAAGAGCCAGAACUCCACCGUGAUGCCUCAAUCAAGUUCGGAUAUGUGUACCUCCUCACGGCCAAACAGCGAUAAUAUUGAUGUUGGCCAUCAGACUUCUACAUCUGAUAUAACAUGUCUGGAUGAGGCUCGGGCCUUGUCUUCCUCACCCGAUGCUGAAAAGCAUGCACCAGCAACGGAGCAGAAACGUGUGAAUGAUGUGUUCUGGGAACAAUUCUUGACCGAAAGACCUGGCUGCUCGGAUACUGAAGAGGCCAGUUCUUCUUUUAGGGCUAACCCUUACGACGAACAAGAAGAGAAGAAACCGGUCAAAGGCGUGGCAAGGAACACCAAAGGUAUGGAACAUCUUACACUCUAAAAUUAACUUCAUUGCUUUGUUUGGAUCUGUUGUGAUUCAUGGAAAUUCAUAUGUUAGUUUUUUUUUGGUAUUUUUAUCUGCCUCAUAUGAUCAUCGGCUCAUGCAUAAACCUUGUAAUCUUAUGAGGCUAGUGGUUAUUUUAUAAGAAAAAAUUCACCAUUUAAUCAUGUGA